AAUUCUCUGUAGCUCCCCAUCUAGUAUCCUGUAGGAGAGCAGGGAGUUGCGGAAGAGAUUGUCACGGACUAGCUAGGUAUUUUCCUGAGUCCGCUUUCUCAGCUCCGGUUACUACAGGUCAUAAUGCCCCAGCUUUAGCCAAGUAUAACCAGUUGAGACCGCUAUGUGAUAAGUCCCUGGCGGUGAGCCAUGGGAAGCAGUUCUAGAGAACGGGUGGCCUUGCUUUGUUAUGUCUGUGCUGCUUUGCUGUUAGUGAGAUAAAUAGGAGCCUGGUUUAUACUAGUCCUUGGACUUCGAACCAGGCUCAAGUCGUUGGGUGCUGGGUUCCCCGCCUUAGUGGCAGCAACGAGCGGAGUCCCCGUUGCGGGUUUGUCACGGUUUGGAGCCGCAAGCCCCGAGCGAUACGGCAUGGCACGUCCUAGCGAGCGUCUGAUGGACGAUACCACAACGCGAUCCACAAGCCGCCGUGGUCCUGGCGACGGGGGAUGGCUGGACUUACAUUUUGCCAGAAGGAGAGGAUUACCCCCGAAUGGUUUCAUUAUCGCGUUUAUCGCAGCGCUCCUUGUAAGGGGAGGCGCCGCUCAAGGCGACAUGUUACCUACGAAUGCUUGGGUGACACUAGCGCAGAGUGCCAUAAAUGCGACAGCCUUUUGCCUCCCCCGUGUGUAUGCCGUAGGGACCCUUAUGGAAACCUGUUUUGUUGGUGUUUGUACUGAUUUGGAAGUAUUGCAACGGCACUCAUGGCUAUUUGCAAUUGCUAAAGACUUUUCAUAUAAGGAAUUGUAUGCCCUAGGUCCUGGAGCUGCCACAUACACCCUGGACGCGAGUAUGUAUUCCUUUCGCCUGGCCAAUGUGACGGCCGCAGGCAUGUGUAUGUAUUUUGUUAAUGCCUGGCAUGUAGCAGUGGAUCAUACCAAUGGUGAGUUGUUUUGCCGCCAUAAGAGCGAAGUAUCCUUUGCAUAUGGGCAUAUGAAAUUGCAUAUGGGCAUAGGAUGGUUUUUAUUGUGUGGGCGCACUGCAUUUACCUAUGUUCCUGCCAAUAGUUCCGGGGGUCCCUGCACCAUUGGUCAGGUAGCCCCUCUUCUUUUUCCCCAUCCCUUGAGGGGCGCCAAGGGCCAGUACCGGUAUCGGCGGGAGAGCAUUCCAUUGGAUUCUACUUGUAAGGCAGAGGCUAAUAUGUUUUCGGAGCGGGAGGCUGCGGCCCUUACCUUUACCUUGAUUGGCCUCCCAGGCAUGUUGGCACAUAAUUACCAUGCUGUGGCACACCUUGCUUGUGUUGUGGCCAAAGCCCUUAAUUUAACCUCUAUGUGCUUGCUUUGUUAACCCAGGAAUUAGGAGAAGUUCGCCGGGGAGUGCUGCAGAAUCGUAUGGCUAUUGAUUAUUUGCUUUUGCGCCAUGGCCAUUCCUGUUUGGAUUUUGUUGGCAUGUGUUGUUUUAAUAUUACAGAUGCAGGAUCCACCAUUACUGAUGAUCUGGAGCGCCUCCGACAUUUGGCGGAAGGCAUUCGCCAACAACAAGGGGAUACCUGGCUGUGGUCCUGGUUGUCUUUGCUGCGUGGAUGGGCUGCCCAUAUUGUUCAGGGCCUAGCACUUGGCCUUAUGUGCUUGCUUGCCCUUGUUUGCUUUUAUUUGUGCUGCUUGUGUGGCCGCCGCUGUUGCUGCAUAGCGCAUGCCCUUGCGAGGCCCUCAUGGUCCUUGGAGUCGCUUGAGAAAGUGAGGGGAGGAUUGUAGGAGAGCAGGGAGUUGCGGAAGAGAUUGUCACGGACUAGCUAGGUAUUUUCCUGAGUCCGCUUUCUCAGCUCCGGUUACUACAGGUCAUAAUGCCCCAGCUUUAGCCAAGUAUAACCAGUUGAGACCGCUAUGUGAUAAGUCCCUGGCAGUGAGCCAUGGGAAGCAGUUCUAGAGAACGGGUGGCCUUGCUUUGUUAUGUCUGUGCUGCUUUGCUGUUAGUGAGAUAAAUAGGAGCCUGGUUUAUACUAGUCCUUGGACUUCGAACCAGGCUCAAGUCGUUGGGUGCUGGAUU
Mauremys mutica (yellowpond turtle) is the source of this 2022-nucleotide messenger RNA. RefSeq lists its product as uncharacterized. The coding region runs from base 409 to 1323 and encodes 304 amino acids. The transcript has 2 exons. The record is from RefSeq and is a predicted model, not a curated record. NCBI's taxonomy places the organism in Eukaryota, Metazoa, Chordata, Testudines, Geoemydidae.